AUGCAGUACAAGAAUUUGGGUAGAUCGGGACUCAAGGUCAGCCAGCUUUCUUAUGGGGCCUGGGUCAGCUUCGGUAACCAACUCGAUGUCAAAGAAGCCAAGUCUCUUAUGCAAUGUUGCAGGGACCACGGCGUUAACUUCUUCGAUAACGCCGAAGUCUACGCCAAUGGCCGCGCCGAGGAGAUCAUGGGCCAAGCGAUCAGGGAGUUGGGAUGGAAGCGCUCCGAUAUCGUCGUCUCCACAAAGAUCUUCUGGGGCGGACCCGGUCCCAACGAUAAGGGCCUCUCCAGGAAGCACAUCGUAGAAAGCACCAAGGCCUCGCUUAAGAGGCUUGAUAUGGAUUACCUGGAUGUCAUUUAUUGCCACAG
Carica papaya (papaya) is the source of this 368-nucleotide messenger RNA. NCBI's taxonomy places the organism in Eukaryota, Viridiplantae, Streptophyta, Magnoliopsida, Brassicales, Caricaceae. The record is from RefSeq and is a predicted model, not a curated record.